AUGAAGCUGAACAUCUCCUACCCGGCCAACGGGUCCCAGAAGAUCGUCGAGAUCGAAGAUGAGCGCAAGCUCCGUCCCUUCAUGGAGAAGCGCAUGGGCACCGAAGUUACUGGUGACUCCCUCGGCGAUGAGUUCAAGGGUUACCUCUUCAAGAUUACCGGUGGUAACGACAAGCAAGGUUUCCCCAUGAAGCAGGGUGUUCUCCUCCCCACCCGUACCCGUCUGCUCCUCGCCGACGGCCACAGCUGCUACCGCCCCCGCCGCACCGGUGAGCGCAAGCGCAAGUCCGUCCGUGGUGCCAUCACCGGUCUCGACCUCUCCGUUCUGGCUCUGUCCAUUGUCAAGCAGGGUGAGGGCGAGCUCCCCGGCCUGACCGACACCGUCGUCCCCAAGCGCCUGGGCCCCAAGCGUGCCACCAAGAUCCGCCGUUUCUUCGGCCUCGACAAGAAGGAUGAUGUCCGCAAGUUCGUUAUCCGCCGUACCGUCACCAAGGAGGGCAAGCCCGAGUACACCAAGGCCCCCAAGAUCCAGCGUCUGGUUACUCCCCAGCGCCUGCAGCGCAAGCGCCAGCGUGUUGCCAUCAAGCGCCGCCGCUCCGAGGCUGCCCGUGAGGCCGCCAACGACUACGCCAAGCUCCUGGCCAACCGUGUCCACGAGGAGAAGGCCAAGCGUGAUGAGCUCCGCAAGCGGAGAGCUUCCUCCAUGCGGAAGUAA
Molecule: messenger RNA, 714 nt
Organism: Penicillium taxi
Lineage: Eukaryota; Fungi; Ascomycota; Eurotiomycetes; Eurotiales; Aspergillaceae
Product: 40S ribosomal protein eS6
Exons: 6
Coding region: 1-714 (237 amino acids)
Biological process (GO): translation
Cellular component (GO): ribosome
Molecular function (GO): structural constituent of ribosome
Source: RefSeq, a predicted model, not a curated record